AUGUUUACUCGAAGGUUUAUUCCAGUUGUUCAGUCCACUAAGCAAAACAUUGGUAAAUAUAUUCGAAGAGAUGCUAGGUUCACUUUAUUAACAUACAACAUGCUCUCGCCGUCAUAUAUGUGGCCGCAAGUGUACACCUAUGUUGCAGAGCCAUAUAAAAACUGGAGUUAUAGGCACAGACUGCUGGAGAGAGAACUUUUGAAUACUUUUAAGGCGGAUAUUAUGUGUCUCCAAGAAAUGACCGCAAGAGAUUAUGAAGACUAUUGGCACGAUUCCAUAGGGGUUGAUGUCAAUUAUGGGUCCAAAUUUAUCUCCAAGACACCCCCAAAAUACUGGAAAAAACCAGUUAAAGAUAUGGAUGGUGUAUCUAUUUUCUAUAAUCUUGCAAAAUUCGACUUUAUAUCGUCAUCAGGGAUCUACUUAAAUCAGCUACUGAAUGUCUUCAAUGAAAGAGAACUGAAAUACUUAUACAAUAAGAGAGUAACGUUAACUGAUGGCGCUUCUAAUGUUAUUGGUGAAGACAGUUUAUUGGAUGUUUUAAAAGGCAAGAAUCAGGUAUGCUUAUUCGUAUCCUUGAAACAUAAGGAGACAGGUACUAUCUUUGUCGUUUUGAAUACUCACCUAUAUUGGAAAUAUGACGAGGUUAAGCUAACACAAUGCAUGAUUAUAAUGAGAGAGCUAUCAAAGAUCAUUAAGCAGCUUUUACCGGGAGAUGUAAAAGGUCAAGGAAAAGUGAAAAUUUUAUUCACUGGCGAUUUAAAUUCCACGAGGGAUUCGCUAGUUGUUAAUUUUCUGCAAGGUCAGAUAGUUAGUCAUGGAGAUCUUAAUCUUAUCAACCCAAUGAGGCCGUAUUUAGAUCGUUGUGUCUAUGAUGACAUACCAAAGGAUUACUUUGUACAUACAUGCUAUUCGGGGAAGUUGAAGGGCAUCUUCGAUUACGUAUGGUACCAUGAUUCAGACUUUUCACUGACUAAAAUUUUAACCGGCAACGAAGUAUCAGAUGAAUUACUAGCGUCAAAUCAAUUAGGCUUACCCAAUGAAAACCAUCCUAGCGAUCAUAUACCCCUACUAACAGAAUUCAAAAUAUUAUGA
This is a messenger RNA of Saccharomyces paradoxus, 1092 nucleotides long. RefSeq names its product RNA exonuclease (gene NGL1). The transcript has a single exon. NCBI's taxonomy places the organism in Eukaryota, Fungi, Ascomycota, Saccharomycetes, Saccharomycetales, Saccharomycetaceae. Gene Ontology annotation, molecular function: poly(A)-specific ribonuclease activity. The record is from RefSeq and is a predicted model, not a curated record. The coding region runs from base 1 to 1092 and encodes 363 amino acids.